This is a messenger RNA of Aspergillus bombycis, 1527 nucleotides long. RefSeq names its product Sds3 domain-containing protein. Gene Ontology annotation, molecular function: histone deacetylase binding. Gene Ontology annotation, cellular component: Sin3-type complex. The transcript has 2 exons. The record is from RefSeq and is a predicted model, not a curated record. NCBI's taxonomy places the organism in Eukaryota, Fungi, Ascomycota, Eurotiomycetes, Eurotiales, Aspergillaceae. The coding region runs from base 1 to 1527 and encodes 508 amino acids. Gene Ontology annotation, biological process: negative regulation of transcription by RNA polymerase II.
AUGGCUUACUCUCCUGCACCGCCAUCGCCUGUGCACGGUGGCCCUGGCCCAAGUUUGGUAAAUAGCUUACACUCCAGGGGCCGAUCAGCAAGCCCACCGACCAGCGUACCUCUUUCUAAGCGGGACAAGCGGCGCAGCGCGCUGCAAGAGCGCUUACAAGACCUCACGGCAUCCUUCAGCCAAAAUCGAGAUACCCAGUUUCGUCAGCAGCUCCAUGCCUUACAAUGUGAUAUGACCCUCAUCAACAAUGCCGAUCCAUACUCGCCUGGUCCUCUGCCGGACUCGUCGGAAGAGAUCGCGCAUUUGAUAGAGACUACUGUCGGCGGGGGAAAAUUCGCAAAGGAGAUGUCGAGCCUGGCUGGCAUGUGGUAUUCGCGCUUUGUGCAGGAGGUUAAUCAGGUUAAAACCGAAAAAGAUGCAGAUUUGGCUAUGCUGGUGCACCGUCAUAAUAGUAACCUAGAACGGUUUCAAAAGGAAUACGCUUUUCGCGUCCAUUUUGCCGAAGAAGAAUACAACCAUCUGUCCGCUACCCUUCGAGAGCGCCUUGUACAGACAAUAACGGGCAAGAGGACUCGCCUGAUGCGCGAGAAGGAACAGCUGGAUAUUGCAGAUACUAAUGCUCUGCUUCUGCAUCCCAAUCAGUUCAGCAUCACCAAUCCCUCUAGUCCUGGCGGAAUCCACGGGAACCGCAAAACCCGACACACCCGCCACCGUGUCGAUCUGGUGGACGAGCUGGGCAAUGGUAUUCUGGCGGAUUUUAAUAAGAGAAAGCGGAAGGCUCCUGAGGAGGACGUUGGGUCUCCGGUACGGGAGGGUGGCUACACUAACCCGGCCGAGCGUGCGAAGGCCCAGGUGGCGCAGCAGCAGCAUGCCCCGUCUUACUCUAUACAGUCCCUGUUCACAGAGAAGGAGCUCAGUGCCCAUGCUAAUCAAGCGCAUGUUGCCACGGUCCACUUCUUUUCUACCUCUAAGCGUGCCGAUCAGCCGUCUGGUGCGGCAACGAACGGUAACAACACCGACGCGGAAGAUGCGUCUGGGGCUGAUGGCACGGAAGACAAUGGUACUCCUGCAACCGACAUGGCGCGGACCGCUAGCCAGAAUUUCCAUGCUACCCGCUCUACCCGUGGACAUGGCAACCAUGCCCUUAAUGCGCUCGCGGAGCUGUCGGAUAAACCGGCCGUCCGUCCCAAUCUUCCUUACAAUAUACUCGCUAAUUACCAUGCGCGACCCAGCAAUAAUGGCGCACCUCCGCUGCCCCCCUUGAUGAACGAGGAAGUGGAUGAUGACUGGGCCAGAAUGGACCGUCUUCACGCAAAGCCAGUAGGCUAUGUGGAUAAGGGCUUGAUUCAGCUCCUCGUAGAACCGGUCCCAGCCGAGACAGACGGGAUUCCGCAGAACCCACACCGCUUCAGCAUGUUACAUCCCGACUUCCCGCCCGACAUGGGCAUACAUCUGCACCCGAUCGAAAGUGGGAAGACGAGACCGGAGUACAGCAGCGACCGGGCAAAGAAGUCCAGAACCGGAUAG